GCGACAGGCCCCCGCCCCUCCCGGAAGCGGAGCGGCGCAUGCGCAGUGAGGCCGGGCCCGGCGCGGCGCUGCCGGGAGGCGGAGAACGGGCCCAGUCCGACCCCAGCGGCCCCGGGACCGGCCCCGGCCUCGGCCCCCUCCCCCGGACCCCCCCGGCCCCGGGCCCCGGCGCUAUGAUGCGCUUCAUGCUGCUCUUCAGCCGCCAAGGCAAGCUGCGCCUGCAGAAGUGGUACCUGGCCACCGCCGACAAGGACAAGAAGAAGAUGGUGCGGGAGCUGAUGCAGGUGGUUCUGGCCCGCAAACCCAAGAUGUGCAGCUUCCUCGAGUGGAGGGACCUCAAGGUCGUCUACAAGAGGUACGCCAGCCUCUACUUCUGCUGCGCCAUUGAAGAGGACAACGAGCUCAUCACGCUGGAGCUGAUCCACCGCUACGUCGAGCUGCUCGACAAGUACUUUGGGCAGGUCUGCGAGCUCGACAUCAUCUUCAACUUCGAGAAGGCUUAUUUCAUCCUGGACGAGUUCGUUAUGGGGGGGGAGAUCCAGGACACCUCCAAGAAGAGUGUCCUGAAGGCCAUCGAGCAGGCGGAUCUGCUGCAGGAGGAGGACGAGUCACCCCGCAGUGUGCUGGAGGAGAUGGGGCUGGCAUAGCCCCCCCCCAUAUUUUGGGGGGGGAGGGGGGACACGACGCCCCCACAUUAAGGGGGGGGGGCGCUUCCCCCCCCCCCCCCCCCCGCUCAGCCUCACGGGACCAAUCGCA
Phalacrocorax carbo (great cormorant) is the source of this 756-nucleotide messenger RNA. The record is from RefSeq and is a predicted model, not a curated record. NCBI's taxonomy places the organism in Eukaryota, Metazoa, Chordata, Aves, Suliformes, Phalacrocoracidae.